CCCCUUGAAUCAACAUUUCUUGAGAGUUGCGGCGUUGCUGACCUGAUUACAACUUGCUAUGGAGGACGAAAUCGCAAGAUUGGCAUAGCCCUGGCAGAGACAGAAAAGCCGGUCAGCGUGCUAGAAGGUGAACUACUCGGCGGUCAAAGUGCUCAGGGUGUGCUUACAGCAGCCGAAGUGCACUCGAUGCUCUCGUCCAAAAAACUAGACCACCAAUUUCCCAUCUUCACUACCAUUCACAUGAUCUGUCAGCGUCAAGCUCCGGCCGAUGUUCUUAUCUCUUGCCUUCGUAAUCAUCCGGAACAUAAUUAG
Dibothriocephalus latus is the source of this 312-nucleotide messenger RNA. The record is from the annotation of a GenBank genome assembly. NCBI's taxonomy places the organism in Eukaryota, Metazoa, Platyhelminthes, Cestoda, Diphyllobothriidea, Diphyllobothriidae.